Messenger RNA from Sinocyclocheilus grahami, 3192 nucleotides. Its product is annotated as protein CASP-like. Gene Ontology annotation, cellular component: nucleus; Golgi membrane. The transcript has 19 exons. Lineage: Eukaryota; Metazoa; Chordata; Actinopteri; Cypriniformes; Cyprinidae. The record is from RefSeq and is a predicted model, not a curated record. Gene Ontology annotation, biological process: regulation of transcription by RNA polymerase II; intra-Golgi vesicle-mediated transport. Gene Ontology annotation, molecular function: RNA polymerase II transcription regulatory region sequence-specific DNA binding; DNA-binding transcription factor activity, RNA polymerase II-specific. The coding region runs from base 1128 to 2741 and encodes 537 amino acids.
UUUGCUGUUUUCUAAAGAGCUCCAGGUGUAAUGCUUACUUUAUAUGCAAAGCUGUUACUCAAUCACAGCAGGGCAUUUAGCUUGAAGCCCCUUAAAUCAGACGGAUAAAUCAGGUGGAAAAUGGCCUUUCAUUUCUAAAAUAUGUACAAAUCCUACUAACAUUAUUAUUAUUUAAAGCGGUUCAUUACCCCUUUUAAAGGAGAGAAAUGUUAUAACAUGCUCACUGAAACACAAAAAGGGAAAACAUGGCAAAAAUAUGUUAAAAUGUAUAUGUUGCACAAAUCAUAUUGAAAUGUCAGGGUUGGCAGCGUGGCACAAUUACAGUACUGGUCAAAGUUAAGCACUGCUGUAAAGGGAAAAUGUUUUCAAAAAAAACAAUGCCAUGAAAAGUUAAUAUUUUUCAAUUAACUUCUGCCAAAUAAAUCACAUCAGUAUUGGCGUGUCGCCUGUUAGACAGCCCUUUCUCAAACACACUUAAGGUGGGUCAUCUCAAGCAUCUUUAACAAUAAUAAUAAUACUUAUGCUGACUAAUUCUAGUAAUGUCUCGUAUGCAUGUUUGCUUUGACAUGCCUCUGGAUCGAAGCUGCUUCUUCUUACCGAUAGUGAGAAUCACGAGCGCUAAAGCCACUAAUACCCCGAUGAUGAAAACGGCCUCUUCACUCAGAACCUCUCUCAUGAAACUCUCCAUGAGCUGCUCCUCGGAGAAGUCCUCUAAGUCUUCAUGAAGCUUGUGCUCCUCCAUGUUUGAACGCACAUGAGCGGUGCGCGGCGGAAGUGAGCGACACGUGUACUAGCUUCAGCGUGGUGACGGCUUACGUCAUGAAUAUUAAUGAGCAUACGCGGCCGUUACUGACCAAUCUUGAGGUACGGAGGUUGAUUAAUAUUAAUGAGCUCACCUUUACCACAGUAGCGGUAAUUAUUGAGUCGACGAUCCUUCAAUCGUUUAAUUGAGAUUGCCGGGGCGCAUGUGUUAGACUUCAAUGUACACGCACUGGAAUCCUACAAAUGUCGUUAUUUCUGCACAAACGCGGCGAGGUUUGAAUCGGCUCUGUGGGCGCUGCUGACGGAGCGCGCGCGUCCGGUUCUCCGGUGAAACAGCGACGUUCUCCGGCGUGUGUGAACCGAAGAUGGCGUCCAGCGCGGCGUCGGUGUGUCGCUACUGGACGCGCUUGGACUUGCAGCAGCUGCAGAGAGAGCUAGACAGCUCCGCCACGCUCCUAGCCAGCCGGCAGGAUGACCGCGAGCAGUCCAGGAAAAAACUCAUCGACCAGAGCCGCGACUUUAAGAAGAACACACCAGAGGAUCUGAGGAAGCUUGUGGCUCCGCUGCUGAAGAGUUUCCAGGCUGAGAUUGAUGCGUUGAGUAAGAGGAGUAAAGAGUCAGAGACAGCCUUUCUAAACGUCUAUAAACGACUGAUUGAUGUGCCGGAUCCGGUGCCGGCGUUGGAGUUGUCGCAGCAGCUGCAUCUGAAGGUCCAGAGGAUGCAUGAUAUUGAUACAGAAAACCAGAAGUUGCGUGAGACGCUCGAGGAAUACAACAAAGAGUUUGCUGAGGUCAAGAACCAGGAAGUGACCAUUAAAACACUAAAGGAGAAAAUCAGAGACUAUGAGCAGAGCAUGAGGAACCAGGCAGAGAAUCUGGCCCUGGAGAAACACCAACAGAUUCAUAAAGACUAUGCGGAGAAAGAGAGGAAGUUCCAGGAGUCGCAUGAGUCUUUGGUUGGUAAACUACAGGAAGCUGAACUCAAAGCCCAGACCCUGCAGACAGCACUUGAACGAACUCAGACAGAGCUUUUUGACCUGAAAACCAAAUAUGAUGAAGAGGCGACUGCAAAGGCUGAUGAGGUUGACAUGGUGAUGACUGAUCUGGAGCGAGCCAAUCAGAGAGCAGAAGCUGCUGAGAGAGAGGUGGAAGCUCUGAGAGAGCAGCUCACGUCAGCCAACAAAUCAACCCAACCUCUGGAUGAUGGCGAGCUGGUGUCGCGCUCGAGUCUGGAAUCGGAGCUCAGUGCGAAGGAGCGUGAGAUGCUCCAGCUGGUGGAGGACGUCCAGAGACUGCAGGCCAGCCUCUCCACGCUCCGAGAGAGCUCAGCCGCUCGGAUCAGCCAGGGUGCCGACAGCAGCACAGUGAUCGUCCCUGAGCCCAUUAAAGAGGCCACUGCUCUGUUCACAGGUGUGGGCGGCUCUCCUCAGACGGAUCUUCCUCCGGGUCAGAUGGACUCUAUGCUGUCCAUCAUCUCCAGUCAGAGGGAGAGAUAUCGCUCGCGUAACCAGGAGCUGGAGGCCGCGAACAGCUCCCUUCAGCAGACCUCACAGGCUCUUCAGAGCCAGCUGGACUGUCUGCGCGCCGACAACAUCAAGCUCUACGAGAAGAUCAAGUUUCUGCAGAGCUACCCAAACAGAGCUGGAGACAGUGAUGAUACAGUGAUGCGUUACUCGUCUCAGUACGAGGAGAGACUCGAUCCCUUCGCCUCCUUCAGCAAAAGGGAGCGUCACCGGAGAUAUCAGAGCCUCAGCCCGUGGGACAAGGCCACGCUCAGUCUGGGUCGUGUGAUCCUGUCCAAUAAGAUGGCCAGAACUGUGGCGUUCUUCUACACGCUGAUGCUGCACUGCCUCGUCUUCCUGGUGCUGUAUAAAGCCGCCUGGAGUGAGAGUAUCGGUCGGGACUGUGCUGCAUUUUGUGCAAAGAAAUACUCAGACCACCUGCACCGUUUCCAUGAGGAUGGAGACACGUGGCAGUAGCAGCUUCUAUCCACUAGAGAAAGCUGUUCACAUCAAUCAUAUUUUUAUGACGUGAGAAUGGUAGAUUGUCAUUGAAUUACUGCUACUGGGAGCAGGUUAGUUAGGGGAUAUACUGGGUUAAAUAUUAAAUUGACUGGAGGUUUAAAGGUUUGAUGCUGUUAAUUUACAUAACGAGAUGUUCUGCAGGUCAUGUUUUGAGCAUUUUCUUUGUUACUGUCCAUUUUUACUUCAAUGAAAUCAAUCAGCUCUAACAUCUGAUUCUAAUGCUUUACAGAGAUAAAAAUCAGCGGUAAUGGUUUAUUCAACCUUGUGCCUGGUACUUCGACACAACGCAUCUGACAAUAUUUGUAUCCCUUUAUUUUGUAUAUUUAACUGUUGGGACUUUAGGUAUAGUCUCUUGAUAUUAAAUUUAAGCUUUCAGGGAACGUGUGUUUUAAAAAAAAAUAUUAUU